GCAAACACAAGCAGCGCAGUAACAGACACAGACGCAGGUUGCUCCAUGGCGUUCAUAGAGAGAGCUCUGUGGAACCAGUACAUAGCUGCUUUUGCAGCGUGUCUGAGUGCGCUGACAUCAGCGUCCUGCUACAGUUGGUCCACUCCACUACUGUCCAGGCUCUUGUCCCCCACCAGCGAACUGCCUUUGACACCCCCGCAGUUAAUCUGGGUGAUCAGCGUGAUAGAACUGGGCUGUUUGCUGAGCCCGUUACCGACAGGACUUCUCAGCAACUAUGUUGGACGCAAAUUGCUGAUUCUGUCCUCAGCACCUUUCUACUUGCUCAGCUGGACCAUCGUACUCUACUGCCCAACUGCUUUUAGCCUUGGAGUCGCAAGGUUUAUACAAGGACUGGCAAUCGGUAUCGUGUGUACGGCAGUUCCUGUCUACAUCGGUGAGAUCGCCACCCCCCGGACCCGGGGAGCUAUUACGAGCAUGUUCACAUGCGUCUGGUGGUUCGGGUUCCUCCUGGAGUAUGCGGUCGGACCUCACAUGAGCUUUCUCAACUUCACCUACUUCACGAUGUUACUCAACGUUCCCUUCUGUCUCAUGUUUGUCUGGCAGCCCGAGUCCCCAGUUUUUUACCUCCUGGUUGACGACGAAGAGAGAGCCACACGUUCUCUGCUUCGGUUGAGAGACGGUUCGAUAGACGCUAUCAAGAGGGAAAUCGAUGAAAUGAAACUUAACUUGGACAUUAACAGAAAAUCUGUUUCUUUCCGAGAAUUGUUUGCUACGUCAGUUGACAGGAAAGGUCUUUCAAUCCUGAUCGCCAUUGUCACAGUUCGAAUUCUAAGCGGGAACUCUGUCAUAAUGGUGUACGCCACACACAUUUUCGAGCAAAUCCCCAACCUCUAUUUCGACCCGAACAAUAUCACAAUUUGCAUCGGAGUCAUCACUUUUGUCGGAAGUAUAAUCAGCACAUUUCUUCUGGACAGCGUAGGACGAAAACCGCUUCUAUUGGCGUCCAGUCUGGGAUCCCUCAUCUGUCACUUGGUCACUGGAACUUUCUUCCUCCUGCAGACUCACACCUCUGUGGAUGUCAGUGGUUUCAGCUGGCUCCCCCCUCUCUCCGUCAUGCUCUACUCUGGUCUUUACUGUGUGGGCAUGAAUCCCGUCAGUGUGGUGUACACCUCGGAACUGUUUCGUUCUACCACUCGAGGGGUCGCGUCCAGCCUCAGUAGCAUCAGCAUGACAAUCCUUACCUUCGUUUUAUUGUCAAUCUAUGAGCCUAUGUUACACGAUUUUGGGAUGUACUCUAAUUUUUACCUCUAUGCGUUGGCCUGCCUGGUAGGUUGCAUAUAUUUCUACGUGUAUGCCCCGGAGACAAAAGGCAAGUCAUUUUUUCAGAUCAGAAAAGAAUUGUGUGGUUCCUCUGUACCCAGCAGCUCACGAGAGACUGAACCACUGUUUAUGGAUGUGGAUGUCGAGCAGCUUUAGCUGUUCUGUAUAUUUCAUAAAUACUACUUUGUUAAAUUACAUUUAUAAUAGUUACAUGUUAAACUAAUAAAACUGUGAAG
Homalodisca vitripennis (glassy-winged sharpshooter) is the source of this 1556-nucleotide messenger RNA. RefSeq names its product facilitated trehalose transporter Tret1-like. Gene Ontology annotation, molecular function: transmembrane transporter activity. Lineage: Eukaryota; Metazoa; Arthropoda; Insecta; Hemiptera; Cicadellidae. Bases 46 to 1476 code for a protein of 476 amino acids. Gene Ontology annotation, cellular component: membrane. The transcript is spliced from 3 exons. Gene Ontology annotation, biological process: transmembrane transport. The record is from RefSeq and is a predicted model, not a curated record.